Molecule: messenger RNA, 2250 nt
Organism: Panthera uncia (snow leopard)
Lineage: Eukaryota; Metazoa; Chordata; Mammalia; Carnivora; Felidae
Gene: TFAP4
Product: transcription factor AP-4
Exons: 7
Coding region: 229-1242 (337 amino acids)
Biological process (GO): regulation of transcription by RNA polymerase II
Cellular component (GO): nucleus
Molecular function (GO): RNA polymerase II cis-regulatory region sequence-specific DNA binding; protein dimerization activity; DNA-binding transcription factor activity, RNA polymerase II-specific
Source: RefSeq, a predicted model, not a curated record
CACACACAUACACACGCCCGGGGAGGCAGGCCGGAGAGACCUCCCUCCCGCCCCUCCCGCCCGCCUCCCUCCCCUCGCCGCCGCCGCCGCCGCCGCCGCCGCCGCCAGCAUCUGGGACCGGCCGUUUCUGCACCUCCGUCCGGCGCUGCCCUUUGAUUCGGAUUUCCAUCUUGCAUUCUCCGGCGGACCGCGGGACCCGGCUCGUGCAGAGGAGGGGGGCCGAUCGCUAUGGAGUAUUUCAUGGUGCCCACUCAGAAGGUGCCCUCUUUGCAACAUUUCAGGAAAACAGAGAAAGAAGUGAUAGGAGGGCUCUGUAGCCUUGCCAACAUUCCACUGACCCCUGAGACGCAGCGGGACCAGGAGCGGCGGAUUCGGCGGGAGAUCGCCAACAGCAACGAGCGGAGGCGCAUGCAGAGCAUCAACGCGGGCUUCCAGUCCCUCAAGACCCUCAUCCCCCACACAGAUGGAGAGAAGCUCAGCAAGGCAGCCAUUCUCCAGCAGACGGCGGAGUACAUCUUCUCCCUGGAGCAGGAGAAGACCAGGCUCCUGCAGCAGAACACACAGCUCAAGCGCUUUAUCCAGGAGCUGAGCGGCUCAUCCCCCAAGCGGCGGCGGGCAGAGGACAAGGAUGAGGGCAUCGGCUCGCCGGACAUCUGGGAAGACGAGAAGGCAGAGGAUCUGCGUCGGGAGAUGAUCGAGCUUCGGCAGCAGCUGGACAAGGAGCGCUCGGUGCGAAUGAUGCUGGAGGAGCAGGUGCGCUCGCUGGAGGCCCACAUGUACCCAGAAAAGCUCAAGGUGAUUGCACAGCAGGUGCAGCUGCAGCAGCAGCAGGAGCAGGUGCGGCUGCUGCACCAGGAGAAACUGGAGCGGGAACAGCAGCACCUGCGGACCCAGCUGCUGCCCCCCCCGGCCCCCACCCACCACCCCACAGUGAUCGUGCCGGCGCCACCCCCUCCCUCCCACCACAUCAACGUCGUCACCAUGGGCCCCUCCUCGGUCAUCAACUCUGUUUCCACGUCCCGGCAAAAUCUGGACACCAUCGUGCAGGCGAUCCAGCACAUCGAAGGCACCCAGGAAAGGCAGGAGCAGGAGGAGGAACAACGACGAGCCGUCAUCGUGAAGCCAGGCCGCAGCUGCCCGGAGGCCCACGCCUCCGACACUGCCUCCGAUUCGGAGGCCUCGGACAGCGACGCCAUGGACCAGAGCCGGGAGGGGCCAGCAGGGAAUGGGGGGCUUCCCUGACCACCCCCCAGCCCUCCUCUCCCCUCUUGGAGCUGGAGGGGGCCGGGGGGCAGCUACAGGGAGCAAACGCAGGUGAACGAGUGAGGAAUUUUUACAAAAUUACAACGUCAUUUGGGUCUCUUUUAUGACCUCUUUUUCAAUACUGUAAAUCGACCUUUGAGUGAAGCCACCCGACCUGAGGUCCCCGGGGGCUGGGGUGGCAGGGGCAUGUUGGGAGCACCGGGACACCUGGGGCUGGGCCUCGCCCCGGAGGCUGGGGGAAGCUGACACAGGUGCCUGGCCUCUUUCCGCCAAAAAGCAUUUUUUCAUUUAAACAUGUUUUUAAGAACAGGGAAAAAUCAAACAAAACCCCAAGGUAUGCUGCCCUCCCCAGAGCCAGCCCUAGACCGGCAGUUUCUGACUCCUUCCCUCCUCUUUUUGUUUUUUUCCUUUCUCCUUUAAGCACUUACAUGGGUUGGGGGUCUGGCUGGGUCGGAGCUCUCUGGGGACCCCGGGGGUCUACGUUGCUUCUCGGUUGGGGUUUGCUGCUGCCCUUCUCCCCUCCCCUCCCGGCCUCGGCUCAGCUCGAGGAUUUCCCCACCACCACCCAGCCCCACCCCUCCCUCCAGGUUUCCCAUCUUCCACCCCAAAAAUGUCUUUGUCUCUCUCUUUUUGUUGUUUGUCGUUGGUUCCUUUUGGUUUUGGUUUUUUAUCUUUUUGUUUUGUUUUUGUUUUUGUUUUUGUUUUUUUAUUUUAUUUUUUUUUUUUUAAACAAUUUUGAGGUCUUUGUGUUCAAGGAGAAGCUAUUAUAUUUUGUUAAGAAAGUGGGGGGAAAAACCAAGAGGCCACCGUGCCUUUAUAAAGAAACAAAAUAAAGUUUGUACUUUGUUUUUUAGAUUCUGUGUCUGUGGGGUGUGUGCUGUCCUGAGGAGCCAGGAAAGGCUUCCCCGACUAGAGUAUGGGGUGCUUUGGGGGCCCACAAGAGGGGCCUGGAUGUGGCUGAGCAGUGACUUUCCCCAGCUGGAGUGU